Cucurbita moschata (crookneck pumpkin) is the source of this 1102-nucleotide messenger RNA. RefSeq lists its product as uncharacterized. Bases 94 to 891 code for a protein of 265 amino acids. Lineage: Eukaryota; Viridiplantae; Streptophyta; Magnoliopsida; Cucurbitales; Cucurbitaceae. The transcript is spliced from 9 exons. The record is from RefSeq and is a predicted model, not a curated record.
GAGAAAGACGGGGCUGAGUGAGGCCAACAUUUGAGAAUAUCGUUUUGCGAAGGGCUCAGCACAAAUACGCCAACGGUAGAACACUCUGUUGCAAUGGCGAUGGAUGCUGGAUCAUCGUCCUCCCUAGAAAAUCAAUCAUCGCUUUCCAAUCACCAUGAAUCUUCUCUAGGAAAACCUCAAGCAUUGGAAGACUUGGCCAAGUCUUGGGCCGGCUACGCUGCCCAACAGGCGAUGCUAUACCAGCUCGCUAUCAACCACUCCUUGGAGUCUGCCGUUGAAGCCUCCAAAUCUCGCCUUUCUCAGAUUCGUUCCACCUCCUAUCCUCAUUUCCAGAAGGCUAUUGAUUCAUUUCAAGAUGUGAAGUCAGAGGUUGCUGAUUUUGAGAAUUUAUUCUUUGGAAAAGUUAGAGAUGGCAUUCUUGUCGCUGCAUCACAUCCGCUGAUCAGUUGUGGAGUUGCAACUGGCAUGGGUUUGUUAGUCUUUAAAAAGCCCAGAAAUUUCUUAUACUACAAAACCGUUCGACUUUUCGUGAAUGAAGAGGCCUUACUGUCCAAAGCUGAUGCUAGAGUAAAAGAGCUGCGACAAUCAAUUGAUCGGAUAAAGGUUGAAAGUGAGAGACUGGAGAAAAGAACCCUUCAAGCACAAGAGGAAUUGAUACGAGGAAGAACAAAACUCAGGCAAGCAGGAAAACAGAUCGAAGGUGUGAUUCAGUCAGCUCAUAAAAUUGAAAGGAAGGCAAGAGGUUUAAAAGAUAUUCUUGCGGAUCUUCCGACAAGGGAAGCUUCACGAUUUAGGACUCAGGUUUCUAACCUUGCUUCUGAGGCAAAGAAGGAAAGAAUUGGCUUGAGCAAGGAGGUCUCCAAAAUUAGCAACUACGGCAUCUCUGUCUGAUAAAUUCAAAUUUAACACUUGGCUCGGUCUGGUCUGAAACUACCUGCAUAUCCUCUCUCAUCUUUGUUUUUCUUCUUUUUAAACUGUUCGGCCAAAAUAAUUUUUGAAAGCUAUCUAUUGAGUUCUACCAUUGAAAGGUGAAUUUGAUUGUUCAGUAUAAUAAUAUGCAAUACCAAUAGAGUUGGUUCUUUUGAUAGAACUUAAUCUUAAA